Molecule: messenger RNA, 2317 nt
Organism: Malaya genurostris
Lineage: Eukaryota; Metazoa; Arthropoda; Insecta; Diptera; Culicidae
Gene: Ku80
Product: X-ray repair cross-complementing protein 5
Exons: 5
Coding region: 128-2284 (718 amino acids)
Biological process (GO): cellular response to X-ray; double-strand break repair via nonhomologous end joining; DNA recombination
Cellular component (GO): Ku70:Ku80 complex; nucleus
Molecular function (GO): telomeric repeat DNA binding; damaged DNA binding; double-stranded DNA binding
Source: RefSeq, a predicted model, not a curated record
UGGAAUUAAAGUUCUUGUUAAAACGUGAAAUAAAUAAGGCGAUCCGGUGGAUACUUCGAUUUUUAAUUUUUCAGUUUUUUCGAUAAAUGUGGUACUACUUGUCACAAGCUAUAUACAUACAUUGAAAAUGGCUAGAAAUAAGGAGGCUUGCAUGAUAAUACUUGAUAUAGGAGCAGACACUUCAAUUAAGAGCGGUAAAAAUGACCAAACAUUCUUUGAAAGAGCUAAACACUGUGUUUCGAAGAUAAUUCAAAGAAAGAUAUUUAGUAAACCUAAUGAUGAAGUAGGUCUAGUUUUGAUGGGUACUGAGCAGACCAAUAAUCAAUUAAAUAUCGAACAUGGAGGCUAUGGUAACAUUUCAGAAGCUUUCGAGCUUGCACCAAGUAACUGGCAGAUGCUCAGAAUUAUGGAUAAACAAAUCCCUCAUCCCUCGAAAGUCAAUGCGGAUUGGUUUGACGCCUUAGUAGUUGCGAUGAACUACUUGAAAAUCGGUGCACAAGCGAAAAAGUUUGCUUCGUUAAAAAUUAUACUUGUAUCUAAACUUUCAGUAUUUUCACAUAUAGAUCAAGAGCAGGUUGAGUCUGUCGCAAAAAAACUAACUGACAUGCCUUGUGAUUUAAAUAUCAUAAAUGACACCGUUGUACACCAUUCCGAAGCCAACAAUGAAGCGGAAGAUAAUGUAUUAUUUAAUACACAAGCUGUAUUCAGUGAACAUCAGAAAACCAACGAACAACGUUCUAACGAAAAACUUAUUGCUGAUAUUGUGUCCCAAUCAAACGGUGCUCUUUGUAAUAUUGAUUGUGCAGAACUGCUUUUGGUACAUUUUGAGAAAAAGGCAACAACUGCGAUUCCAUGGAAUAGCAUACUUUCAAUUGGAACUAAGAUACAAAUUAGCAUUUCCGCAUUCUUGAUGAUUACCGAGGAGAAGGGAUUGGGUUCAUUCAAAACAGAAAGUGUCGAUCCUAACGUUUCCGUGAAAUUGAAAACCGAUUAUUUCAAAAAUGAUAAACCCUAUGAGCCUGAAUACGAUAACUUAAUUAAAGGCUACAUGUAUGGGACCACCGUUGUGCCAUACGACAGUGAAAUGGAUAUGGAUUACAAGUCGGGUGAACAGAGAUUAUCUUGUUUGGGAUUCACUGCGGCGGAAAAUAUAUUAGAAGAGUAUUUAUGUGGAGAUGGAACAUACGUAGUAGUAUCCAAGGAUGAAUGCACAGCAUCUGAGGCAAAAUUAACUGCUUUAGUAAAAGCCAUGAUCGAACUGGAGGUAGUCAUGAUAGCUACUAGGGUAUAUAGACGUGAUACUCGCCCGAAAAUAAAUGUUUUGAUGCCAACUUACCGUAGAAGCUAUCCCUGCUUAAUAAUGCUGGAAUUAUGUUUUCAAGAGGAGCUUGCUCUAUUGAAAUUUCCACCUUUACUUUCCAAUAAAUACAAGCCCACGGAGGAGCAGUACAAUGCUGUCGACAAAUUAAUUGAUUCGAUGGAUCUGAUGGAUGCACUGGAGAAUGACGGAGAAAGUAAAGAAGGGUUUGCAUUGAACGAAACUUUGAAUCCUAUACACCAGCAUGUGUAUAGAUCAGUAGCACAUCGAGCACUGUAUCCUAAAGCUCCUCUCCCUGCUAUGGAUGAAGAACUUAAGGAGCUGAUAAGUGUUCCGCCAAAAAUACGUGACAGAUCAAAGGCUUAUUUAGAAGAAGUGAAACAUUUGUUCCCUCUAAAACAAAACCAAAAUAACGCACGCCUCAAGUGGUUACAGCGUGCUGCUAAAAUAAAUAUCCAAAGCGAUGCUUCGACUCAUAGUUCAUCACUGAUCGAUUUGGGCGAUGAAUUGGAUGAUCAAAGGACAAUUGUAGAAGUAGGUACCGUUACUCCAGCCGAAGAUUUUGCUUUACUGCUAAAACGUGGAGAGAAGCUUGCAACUUUAUGCACACAAAUUCAGAAUGUCAUAUCGGAUUUAGUAUUCAAAUCAAUGUCUAUUCAGCAAGAGAAAGUAGCUAUGGCUUUGAUGAUGUAUCGAGAAGAAGCAAAAAUUCUUGGUCCCUAUCGAUAUAAUAACUGGAUUGUAGAAUUCAAGAAGAGCUUGCUUGCUCGCAACAAACAUGCGUUUUGGGAACAGGUUAUAGUAAUGGAACGAUUCGGAUUGAUUGACUUUACCGAAAGCGAGGCGAGCACAGUAACUUCAGAAGAAGUCGAAGAGUUUUACAGUAUUCAAGUGGCAAGCAAAGCCAGUACUUCAGGCGACAAUGCAGAUUAUGUCGAUGCUGACGAACUUUUUGCGAACAUGUAGAAAUAAUCAUAAUAAAUGUUGAUUUUUUAGUUC